AUGUCGGCUAGCAUUGCUGCCAACACGGCCAAUGGCCGAUCCGCCGAGCCCCUCGCUCAAGCGCUUCCUCAAAAUGGCUCCAAGGACGAGUACGCCUACAUCAACGACGUCCGCGUCGCUGGCUUUGAACCACUGAUCUCGCCUUCGCUUUUGCUCCACGAGAUUCCCGUUCCCAAGGAGUCGCAGGCCACCAUCGCACGUGCUCGAGGCCAGUCGAGUGCCAUCAUCAACGGACAGGACGACCGCCUUCUCGUCGUCGUCGGUCCAUGCUCCAUUCACGAUGUCGAUCAGGCCAAGGAAUACGCAAAGCUGCUCAAGGCUGGUAUCGACGAGCGAUGGUCCGAGGGUCUUGUGGUUGUCAUGCGUGCCUACUUUGAAAAGCCUCGCACCACAGUUGGCUGGAAAGGUCUCAUCAACGAUCCCGACAUCAAUGGCAGCUUCCAGAUCAACCGUGGUCUCAAAAUUGCCCGUAACUUGCUCGUCGAUCUUACGGCACAAGGAGUCCCCGUCGCUUGCGAGGUGCUUGAUACCAUCUCGCCUCAGUACACUUCGGACCUCUACUCGUGGGGUGCCAUCGGUGCUCGUACCACCGAGUCGCAAUUGCACCGUGAGUUGGUCUCGGGUCUUUCCAUGCCAAUCGGCUUCAAGAAUGGCACCGAUGGCGGUCUCGGUGUUGCUGUCGACGCCAUCCGCGCUUCGUCUCAGCCUCACGCUUUCAUGGGCGUUACCGAGCAGGGUCUUGCAGCUAUCGUCCGAACCGUAGGCAACGCUGAUCUCCACAUCGUCCACCGUGGUGGCUCCAAGGGAACCAACUACGACGCUACCUCGGUCCAGACCUCGAAAGCACAGCUCAAGUCGGCGCUCCCUAACCGCCACCCUUCGAUCAUGAUUGACUGCUCGCACGGUAACUCGAACAAGGACUUCCGCAACCAGCCCAAGGUCGUCGAUGCCAUCGUAGAGCAGCUCGAACAGGGCGAAGAUGCCAUCACUGGUGUCAUGAUCGAGUCGCAUCUGAACGAGGGCAAGCAGGGCGAGCCCAAGAAUGGACAGAUCGAUCAGCUCAAAUACGGUGUCUCGAUCACCGACGGAUGUGUCGGAUGGGAGACCACCGUGCAGAUGCUCGACAAGCUCAACGCCGCCGUCCUCAAGAGAAGACAGGUACAGGCUCAGAACAAGGCUUGA
Molecule: messenger RNA, 1182 nt
Organism: Mycosarcoma maydis (corn smut)
Lineage: Eukaryota; Fungi; Basidiomycota; Ustilaginomycetes; Ustilaginales
Product: putative 3-deoxy-7-phosphoheptulonate synthase
Exons: 1
Coding region: 1-1182 (393 amino acids)
Biological process (GO): aromatic amino acid biosynthetic process
Cellular component (GO): cytoplasm
Molecular function (GO): 3-deoxy-7-phosphoheptulonate synthase activity
Source: RefSeq, a predicted model, not a curated record